CUUUCAUCUCAUACUAUUCAGUUAGAUACAAGGUAUAGUACAGUACCACGCGGUUAGAGCUUGCAGGCAGGUGCUGACCUAGCAGGCUGGUGAGUGAUUGUCUAGACAAACUAUAGCAACGAUCUAAGUUCAACCACAAGAAAAAGGAAUUAAUUCGUCAAAUAUGAUUUACGGAUCGGUUUGCUGCUAGAUCGUCAUGACACGUCAGGCGGAGGAGUAGUGACAUCAUACUCUGGUACACAAACGAACACGUCACCAGACCCAUCAUCGUGCGGUUAGCAAAUCGGAAUGCAAUGCAUUUAGCCGUCUUAAGCAUUUCAUAAAUUGGGCCGGCCUAGUCAUCAUCAAUGAGGCGAUUACUAACACGAUUCUAAUCAAUUACGUGUAUGGUGUGGUCACGCGUACGGGAGCGGUGAUAACGCAACCAAACGAGUAAUCUCCUGCUACCUGGCCUUAAUUGCUUCAUUUCUAGUUUUCAAAGUGCUUGGAUCAUUGCUUGCCCUCUCCAGCUUAUUCUCUCGGUGUGUAUUGCUGACUCGAAGUUCGAGGAACAUGCAUUUUGUCUCUGUUUCUGUACUUUCAUUGUUGGUUUUCAUGUCUGCUGUUGCAAAAGGUGAUAGGCAUGCUUUUCCUAGUACUGGGAAAGCAUUUCUUUAUCCUGGCGUAUACUCAUUUAUCAAAGGAAAUCCAUCUAAAAAAGUGUUUGCUAACGCAUCUAAUGCUAUCGAUGGACGCAUCAAUCGAGGAGAGAGUGGUUAUAACAUGCUAGACAAUUGUGCUGCAACAAGCUACUUUUUUGGCCAUCAUCGAUCACAACAGUAUCUGAGAAUAGAUCUUCAAAGUCCUUACUACAUUUUUGCUGUUCAGCUCCAUUUGAGAGACAACUCAGUGAAAUACAAUUAUCGAUUACAACAAAAAGGUCUGGUUAUAGCUGUAAGUAACUCUAACGAUUAUUUUUGGCCGCGGUGCGAUUCUCCUUACAAAAACAUUCAAAGUCAGUCUCCUAUAUUUACUUGCCAGAAGACAGGACGAUACGUUUCUGCAGUUCUUCUCAAUAGCGCUUGGCCACUUCAAGUUUGUGAAAUCCAAAUACUGAAAAGAAUGGAUCUAAGCGGUCCAAACGUUGCUACACUUUACCCAAAUAGUGUGUUUACAGCAAAUGGAAGAGCGGCACUUGUUUCGAAUGCUGUAGAUGGAAGACAUAAUGUUGGACAAUCUGGAAGAUAUGGUGCUACCAACUGUGCGAUAACUAGUUGGAGUACUAAGAAUCAAACUCCCAAAUACCUGCAUUUUAACUUGGGUGGAGGUCAAGUUAUUCGAUACGUUAAGCUUCGCCUAAGAGAUGGAUUAAGACAAGGAGAUGUAAAACGAUUUGUAAAGCAGAGAGGUCUUACUGUCUUAACGGCUGUCACUGACAAUCUCACAAAAGCUGAUAGGUGCGGAAGACCCUACGAUCCUGUAAUACAAAAGCAGUCACCUUGGGUAUCUUGCAAGUCCAACAAUGUAAUCGGAAGAUACGCACAAUACAUUUGGGUUGUAUUGUACACAAGACAGCUGCUUGAAAUUUGUGAAGUUGAAGUUUUUUAUGCAGAUUCAGAAAUUCGCUGUGCACGACCAAAAGAUCCACCGAAUGGAGUGUACACAGUUUCUAGAUUGACUAGAGAAGGUCGUUUGUCACUGCGAUGCAAUAGAGGAUUUGCAUCAACUCACGAUGAUGAAGUGACGUGCAGUGAGUUGGGAUAUUGGAGUCAACCAUUACCGACAUGUCGAAGCGCUUCAUGCCAUGAACUUACAACAAGCAAUUUCUUCACUACGGGCAAUCCUGUUUGCACAGCUAAAUGUAAACAUGUUGGCUGUGUUGCUGAGUGCAAAUGCGAUGUGGGAUAUGAGACAAGUAAAAAUUCUACCCGAGAAUGUCAAUUGAAUGGAAUGUGGUCAAACUCCGAGUCCGUCUGUCGCUUAAAAAGAUGUAAGCCUCUAAGCGACCCUCGCAAUGGCAAAGUCAUUGUAAACAACCAAAAUUACGGCGCCGUUGCAAAUUACAUCUGUAAUCAUGGGUUUAACUUGGCUUAUGGGUCUAGUACAAGACGAUGUCAAAGUAACGGACAAUGGAGUGAAUAUCAACCCAUUUGUAGACAUGUGUGCGCAGCUGCAAAUUUGAGAAAUGCAGCAUCAAUUUGCUCUGUCAAGAACAAUGGAAGAGCUGUUGAGAGAUGUUUGGAACCGUCACAAUGCGGAUCUGGUCUCAACUAUGUUUGUGGCAUCAAUGGAAUGGAAUAUCGCAACAGAUGCCUAAUGAAAGUUGCAGCAUGCACGGAAAAAACAGAAAAUGAAGUAGCAGCAGAGGGCCAUUGCCACUACGGUGGAAUUUGCACUCAGCCAAAACCAUCUCCCAAAGACGGUGUCCCGUGUGUACAAAAGUUUUAUCGAUUCUGGUUUAACAGUGACACAGGAGCUUGCGAAGAAUAUGCCCAUGGAGAGUGUUUUAGGGGACAUAACAUUUUCUACACACUUGAUGAUUGUAAAAGAACCUGCAUUAACACUGAUAUAUGUACUCUUCCAUACGAUGCUGGUAAAUGCGACAUCAAAGCUACAAGAUAUUUCUACAACCUGAACUCCAGCAGGUGUGAAAAAUUUACUUACCGUGGCUGUUUUGGCAACGAAAACAACUUCAGAGACGCAGCUGCUUGCAACAAGAAAUGUUGUAAUUGCUCUUCUGUAUUGUCCAAAAAGAAAGCUCAAAGCAUCAGUCAAGCCAUGCUUCUAGUGAAGAUUAACUCUGCCACCCUAGACAAGCAAGGUAAAGAGUCUUUCAAAGGCAAAGUGAUGAAAGUUUGCCGAGCUAAAGCCGGUCGACCAUCUCAAGUGUCAGCUGGUCAUACAACACAUCUCUCAGUAGCCCUGACGACAAGUACUGCCGGUUGCGUGUGUCCGAUAUUGAGAAAGGGUUUGAUCUACAGAUUGGCAGUAGAAGUUACGAACAGAAAGACGAAGACAUCGUGGAAAAUGGGCAUCCCUAAAUCGUACUAUGUCAAGCAGACAGAUAAAUGCUAGACCAAUUGAUAUCUACCGUAUUUCAGAAUAUACUGUUUUGAUUCUGAACUGACGUGCGUCUUAAUUGAUGUUCGAGAGCCGUAAGUAGUUUCCAUGUGAUGUAGACAUGUUGUAAGCUUUUCAUUAGGCAAGGUCAUCUGUCUGUAGAGUCUGCGACACAUAACAAAUUGAAUCUCUUGCAAAAAUAAAAAUUAAGGCAGACGUGUUCUCUGGGUUUAGCCAAUUGGUGAGUACCGCGCCCAUAUCUAGUGAUGAUAGUCCUAGGAACGGCAAAAGGGGGAAGAGACUGGCUAGAGUCUACUCAAGUCAACACACACACAACACAAUUUAGUCACAACCUGACAGCUAGACCAUUAACCUUACUAGGCAACUUUAGACUUGACUGCGUACGUGUCCAAGUUACAUGAGUAGCUUGAAUUCAAAAUACUCUAAUACACUAACUGCUAUUACAGACUUUCUAGGUACUACUUUUCUUGAUACUAUAUAUAUUAUAUAAAAUCAAGUCACUUCUAAAAUGCAGU
Messenger RNA from Corticium candelabrum, 3575 nucleotides. RefSeq lists its product as uncharacterized. Lineage: Eukaryota; Metazoa; Porifera; Homoscleromorpha; Homosclerophorida; Plakinidae. The transcript is spliced from 13 exons. The coding region runs from base 553 to 3054 and encodes 833 amino acids. Gene Ontology annotation, molecular function: protein binding; serine-type endopeptidase inhibitor activity. The record is from RefSeq and is a predicted model, not a curated record.